CGAUGGCAGUCACCUUGUCGUGGUGCAGGGGCUUAAUCGAAUCACUAAUCAGACCUUAUUAGGGUUUGGCAAUGCAUGCGCUUAAGUAUAAGUACUUGUGUAUGCAUUCCAUUAAUCCUAAUUCGGGCUGCUUUUUGAAAUGACCAAGUACUGCCAACCCCCCUAAUCCAGGGUGUUAUGCGAUACCGUGCCCAUUGGAUGGUUUGCAGCCAGGGGGUUUAACAGACCGGCUGUAUUGUAACGGCGCCUUCCUGACACCGGGCCGCCUCAGGGAGUAACCGUGGCCUUGCUGCGGCAUGGGGCGCUGCCGUGGUGUACCGUUUGAAUUCCCCAAUAUAUUACUUAGACUACUGAGCUCGCCUCGUCGAGCAGGUGGUCGUACGAACAAGAUGAAGUCAACUAAAUACAUAAAUUAUAAUCAAAACCAACAAGUUUUAACUGAGCUCUUAGGUCAGUUAAUGAGAAGUAGCAACUCAUCAAAUGGCUAUAGUGGAGGAGGUGGUGGUGGUGGUGGUAUCGCUAGAAAUAGAGGUAGCAUCAGGCGGACAGCUUCAAGAGCAAGACGCCGACCAGGUAUUAGAUCGUCGGCUCCCGCAGCGGUGCGAAGACCUGCUGUCGCUAAGCCAACUAGUGGCAGUUCUGCAAGACCUUCGUCAACAGCUGGUGGUCAAAAGCGGAAUGCCACAGAAAGUGCUGGUGGGCCUGAAAAGAAAAAAACCACAUCGGAUGACACAGCAAAGAGUGGCGCAUCUAAAGAUAGCAGCAAAGUAGCUGCCGAAGAACCACUUUUGAAGGGAUUGUGUGAGUCGGGUGUGCGGUGGUAUCUGCGGUAUGUAAAAGAGGGGCUUGAACCUAAAGCGGCGGCCAAAAAGGCUUGGGAACACUACACAGAACCAGUGGAUUAUGAACCUCAGUGGGGUAAAGAGUUCCAAGUUAGAGAAGUCGAGGUGGAAGAAUACAAAUCGAGGCUCAGAAUUCGAAGGCGGACAACGCGAAAAAUUGAAAUCAAUGAAGAUUAUCGCAUUGCUGUGCAUCCGAAAGAUUUCCCAGAUCAAAUGCUCGAUUUGAAUACUUUAUAUACGCUCGAAGAAGCAAUCGCAACAGAGAUAGCAAAAGGUGCUGAUGCCAAACUACAAUUCGCCGUUGCGCAUUUGCGGCCUGGUGCAUUGUUAUGUGAUUGCGUUAACGAAGAGACCGUUAAUUGGCUGAAAGAUAUCGUAACAAAGCUAACCGAUUGGGACGGUCCAGAAUUGACAACCAGUCAAGAGCGUGUCAUCCCCGAUGCUUAUGUCAUGACUUUAGCGUUGCCCAAGAGCAUUGGCCAAGAUUUCGAUCGCACAUUGGCUUUAAUUGCGGCACAAAAUGAAGACUUGAACACGGAGGUGUGGAAGUUUGUGAAUGAACGUGAAGAGAAUGAGAAACAAGUGGUGACGAUACGUGUAGAUAAGGAUUCAUUCAAUGCUAUGAAACGUAAUGAAUGGAAACUUUACUACAGAUUCGAAAAACUCAGCGCACAUUUCCAUCGCUACUUACGUUAUGGCAAACCUACUUUAUGGAUUACCAAUCCAAGUUGUCACAAGCAAAAUCAGGUGAAACCACCUGGUCCAUCGAGUGCAGUCUAAAAAUAUAAAUUGUUUAAAAAAUCUCCUCUGUGUCGUUUACCUGCUUUGCUAUCAAAUGCAUUGAAAAAACAUAAAAAUCCAAUUAAAGUUUGCGGGCGGCGUUCAAUUUGGUAUUGCAAUGUGGCCAACACCUGUUCGGGCAAUUUCGGUAUAUGCUCUCCUGUUGGAUGAUAGCCAUUGGCAUCUGCGACAUAUGUCAUUGUUAUUGGUAUGCCUUCCACCGAAAUGUACUGCACCACGCCACUAUGCCCAAAUUCAUUGCCCGCUACUUUCGUGGUUAUGCCAUUAGACGUUUGGUACUCAUAAUGGAAAUCACCCUUGGCAUUGGCCACCUGGUUUUUAUAGUAAAUGGUGUAUGCAUCACGUUCAAUUGGUGGUCUCACAGCCGCAUGCACCGCUAACAGAUGUGCAAAUAUAUGAAAGCAGAGUAGGCAAAACACGAGGAGACGCUUGAACUGGAGUCGAUGGAAAAGCAACUUAUUAUUUAUUGUCCAUAAAUUAGUAGAAAAUAAGCCAAUAAAAUUAUGUGUAUGUACGUGUAAUGUGUAAUGAUGAAUUAUGAACAAACAAACCAUUACUUGUUGAAAUAGUAUUCCAACGCUGAAUCGAAUUUUACGUCUCAAUCGCAUUGUGAAAAACAUUCCCAUUUGAUUGAUUAUAUAGCGUGUCUAAUGGCUGAUUUGUUUGCUAAACAUUUAACGUCGUCGAAGGUUCGCUUGAUAAAAUGUUGAUUUAUUUACGUCUCAUAUGCAAACGCACUCACGCACGCAUUUACACACGACCGAGCGUAAAGGGGAACAAGCCAAGAAACCUGCAGCGAGCAAACACCGCCGUAACGAAAUGAAGCGGGAUUCUUUUGCUGCGGAGGCUUUUAUAGAUGCGGUGCUGGCAUGCGAAUUAAUUCGGCAAAUAAUUCUUAAAUGAAAAAGAGAAAAAUGUCGAAGUUAAUUAGUUUAAUAUCAAGUCUGCGACAUAAUCCACUGCCUGCAGGUUGUUCAUGUCACUUUGAGCAGUUGAUGUGACGUGUGCAUUUGGUUAUGACACAUCUAAGAAGCGCUGAAAGUAAAAUGAAUCUAUGGGUAAAACACUAUGAUAGUAGUGAUUUUUCUAAAUCCUGUUUAGCACGUUUCUCGCAUGCAUGUAGGUCGCAUUGUGUGUACAUAUGAGUCUAUAAAUCAAGCAUUGUUAUGCUUAAACUAAAACAAUUUUAAAUAACACGAUGAAGUCGUCAGUCGAUCGCUAUACAUAAAAAAUCAUCAUAAACAUCAAAAAAUGCAAUUCACCAAUUUCUACAUAUUAUGUAAGCGCUAUAUUUGCGAUAAAUAAAAUCUUCAUUUCUAUACCGAUAUGAUGGUAAUAAAUCGA
This is a messenger RNA of Ceratitis capitata (Mediterranean fruit fly), 2987 nucleotides long. RefSeq lists its product as uncharacterized. The record is from RefSeq and is a predicted model, not a curated record. Bases 297 to 1622 code for a protein of 441 amino acids. NCBI's taxonomy places the organism in Eukaryota, Metazoa, Arthropoda, Insecta, Diptera, Tephritidae. The transcript is spliced from 3 exons.